AUGAUAGCGUCAACGGCAACAACAACAGAAAACAUUUCCUACGCAGCCUUAAGUACUGGCGAAGGUUCAACCACCACACCGUCUAGCACGUUUUCAACCAAUGCAGUGAGUCGUAGUCUUUCAGAUAUGCAUGUUCCUACUUGGUUUGGACUACUGAGUAUGAACAUUGUCUUUCGGACUAUGUUAUUUCAUCCACUAAAUCUUGUUAUUUCUCGUAAACGUGUAACUAAAGAAGGGCAUCCACCUUCGGUAAUGUCUUUGGCUCGUCAGGCUUACCGUGGUGAAGCAGCAACAGGAACUGGUCCCACUACGAAAGGUAUACGUGCCCUUUACAGAGGAUUUGGUGCCGCUAUUAUUGGAAAUCUAAUUGGUGAAGUGACCUAUCUCCACACAAUGGAGUCUGUGAGGGAAUAUCUGGAGAGUUCCUCCCCUAAUUCACAGAAGAAGGACUCUUCAGAGGGGCCAAACUUCAACGUAAAUAGUUUUGCUGUAUCUUCAGGAGGUGUGAUGGGAGAACUCGCCGCCGUUCUUCUUGUUACACCCAUAGUUGUUGUAUGUAAUCGACAGAUGACCUCUGGCUACGGUAUGACGGCUGGAAACACAUACCGCUCCGCGUGGGGCACCGCACGUGAAGUGUUUGGACUUUAUCAACAACCCACCGGUUCGUGGCUUCAGACCGUACGGCGUGGGUUUCGUGGGCUUUACUCUGGUCUUCUUCCCGGCAUUGCGGGGCUUCCGGCGAGUGGGAUGUGGUGGGCACUCUACAGUGAGUCCAAGUCGAUGCUUUACACUCUCACACAACCAACACUCGCACGAUGGGAACAGGCGAGAGUAAAGAAUAAUCAGGGACAACGAGAAGCUGUGUGGAAACAGAACUUCUUCCUUUCUCCCACAGACAAUCCAGCCAUUAACGCCUUGGCAGGUAUGAUAGCGAGUGGGGCGACGGCGGUGGUGUUUAACCCGGUGGAUGUUCUCCACACAAGAUUGCAGGCAUUACCACCGUCAAAAACUCCCGCGGCAGAAGCCGUACCAUUUGGGCGUAUACGGCAAAUUACGGGAGAUCUCAUUCGUACGGAAGGAUGGCGGGGUUUCUUUAAAGGAACAGUGGCGAGUACAAGUGUUGCAGUUCUUAACGGCAUCGUGUUCUCGUUGUUCUUUGAACUCACAAAACUCGGUAGCGAUCGAGAGUUCUUAAACCAGCUUUAA
Messenger RNA from Trypanosoma theileri, 1206 nucleotides. RefSeq names its product mitochondrial carrier protein. The coding region runs from base 1 to 1206 and encodes 401 amino acids. The record is from RefSeq and is a predicted model, not a curated record. Lineage: Eukaryota; Euglenozoa; Kinetoplastea; Trypanosomatida; Trypanosomatidae. The transcript has a single exon.